GGCGCAGAGCAGCGGCGGCAGCGGCGGCGGCGGCAGCAGCCACCCGAUGUCUUCGGCGCCCGAGAAGCAGCAGCCACCGCACGGCGGCGGCGGCGGCGGCGGCGGCGGGGGAGGCGGCGCGGCCAUGGACCCCGCGUCGUCCGGCCCGUCCAAGGCCAAGAAGACCAACGCCGGCAUCCGGCGCCCUGAGAAGCCGCCCUACUCCUACAUUGCGCUCAUCGUCAUGGCCAUCCAGAGCUCGCCCACCAAGCGCCUGACGCUCAGCGAGAUCUACCAGUUCCUGCAGAGCCGCUUUCCUUUCUUCCGCGGCUCCUACCAGGGCUGGAAGAACUCCGUGCGCCACAACCUCUCGCUCAACGAGUGCUUCAUCAAGCUACCCAAGGGCCUCGGGCGGCCCGGCAAGGGCCACUACUGGACCAUCGACCCGGCCAGCGAGUUCAUGUUCGAGGAGGGCUCCUUUCGGCGGCGGCCGCGCGGCUUCCGAAGGAAAUGCCAGGCGCUCAAGCCUAUGUACAGCAUGAUGAACGGGCUCGGCUUUAACCACCUCCCGGACACCUACGGCUUCCAGGGCUCGGCCGGCGGCCUCUCGUGCCCGCCCAACAGCCUGGCGCUGGAGGGCGGCCUUGGCAUGAUGAACGGCCACUUGCCGGGCAACGUGGACGGCAUGGCCCUGCCCAGCCACUCGGUGCCCCACCUGCCCUCCAACGGCGGCCACUCGUACAUGGGCAGCUGCGGCGGCGCGGCGGCCGGCGAGUACCCGCACCACGACAGCUCUGUGCCCGCCUCCCCGCUGCUGCCCACCGGCGCCGGCGGGGUCAUGGAGCCGCACGCCGUCUAUUCGGGCUCGGCGGCUGCUUGGCCGCCCUCGGCCUCCGCGGCACUCAACAGCGGCGCCUCUUACAUCAAGCAGCAGCCCCUGUCUCCCUGUAACCCCGCGGCCAACCCCCUGUCCGGCAGCCUCUCCACGCAUUCCCUGGAGCAGCCGUAUCUGCAUCAGAACAGCCACAACGCCCCAGCCGAGCUGCAAGGAUUUUGCGCUGGAACAGGCAAGUCAAGAUGCCCCUUGACAUGAAAUCCCCUCUGUAAUAAAGCCCGGAGCAGGGGUAGGAGAAGCUUGGAGCAGGGUUUCUGCGUGUGGAUUACACAUCCGCGGACGCCGCAGUUCUCCGUGCGGGGCCGACGCCUUGGACGCACUCAGCUUCAGCGGCUUUCCCGUUGUAGCCCCGGGCAGCAGAAGCGCCUGGGCGGGACCUCCGGGCCCCUCAGCCCCAAGGAAGCGGGACUUCGCCUCCUGGAGCUCACCCCUAGGGCCCGUCCAGGCCAGCAGAGCCAGUCGCCCGGCAGGAAGGCGCCUGGGGUGUGGGCUUCUGAUGGGAAGGCGCCUGGGUCACAGAGGUGUGCUCUGUCUGUUCUCUUUUCUCUUUGGGGCUGGAGGGGGUUGGUGGCCACAAGGGCCUGGCUCCAGGCCUUCCAGCCACCCGCCAGCAGGCAGCUUUCGCUCAAAGGAGCUCCAAAGGAGCUAGGGUUCCUCCUCUGCGGCCACCCCAACCUGAGCAAGACAAGUUGCCUCUGAGCCUCGGUUUCCUCAUGGCUAAUCGUACAGUCCUGGUGGACCCACGCGGGCCGUGGUUAAGAAGGCAGGUGCUUCUCAGGAGUAAAGGGGUGGCCUGGUUCCUUGGUACCCAGACAGGAGUGGCCGGUCAGACCUGGCUUUUCUCUCUGAGACAUCUAGUGGGGCCAGUGUGGAGUGGUGGUAGUGCGUGUGUCUGCUUGUGGGGGGUGUGGGAACCAUAAGAGGUGGAAAAAUCCAUAUUUUACAAGGCGCUCUGCUCAGGGACUUCUGAUCCCAGUGUGGGGACAGCUAAAUUCCCAUCUUCAUGGACUUGCCCUCCCUUCCCAGGGAUAAGGAAGAUGGCUCACAUAGCUGGACAGAGAAUUUUCACAGUGGGUUAGGGCUUGGGAUGCCAACAUACACCAGCCACCAGAAUCUCCCCAAACCUCACUGACCCCUCCUAGGCAUCUGAGUCCUGCGGAUGACCCCACGGGGAAGUGGGAGAUCAGAAGCCCCCUGAACCCAGUGGCUUCACCUCUGAUGGUAACUAUCAGAGUCCAGCCCAGGAAUCACCCUCAUCAGAAAUAUCUGGGGUGUCUGUUUAAACAGCAGAUUCGAGGGGUCCCUGACAGCUACUGAUUGGAAUCUCCGGAGGGGAGGCCCAGGAGUCCAUGGUGUUCACAGAUAAGCCGGGUGGUCCUGGAGAGUGCUAGUUUGGGUCUGUUCUCCCACGCUGGUCAAGAUUGCUCUGAGCGGCCUCUGCUGCCCCCUCCUGCCCGCCUGCUGGAUCAGGCCCAUGUGUCUGUAGCAGCAGCUGGUUGAGAGAACUUGGAGGCCAGGCAAAUAGGCACCAUGGCCACAUUUGCAGGCGUAUCAUGUGAACACUGGGCUGGGGCAGGCCUUCUUCCCACAUGGGCAUCCCAGUCCACCCCAGCUUGCUCCUGCCUCAGCUCUGCCCUUGUUACUCUACUUGUUUUGGAGGCAGACCCUGAGCUCAGGGAGGGUCAGUGAUUGCUCCCGACAUGGUGGGUAAGACGUGGAAUUUGGACUCAGACGCAGUACUUUCUGACCUGGAAGCCUGUGUCCCUCGCCAUUAUUCCACACGGCGCUUGGACACCCAUUUGCCUGCAUCCACAGGACCUAGUGAAAAAAGGAAAGUUUACAUGGGGUCCGUGAUCUAGCCUCUGCUGGCUUCCGGCCUCCAGAGGAGAGGCGGCAAUGGGCAGGACCACAGAGUCGGAGUCUCCGAACACGUGCUGUCAGACCCCCUCUUGCCUUCCAGCUGAGCCAGGGGGGCGCAUGCAGGUGGGGCAGGAGCUGGCCUAGCAGCCAGCGCAGCUCAGACCCUGACCUUCACCCCCUCUCAGGGUUCCGACUGUGAUUCACGGGUUCCACCAUGGCCUGCCAUGGAAGCUUCCUUUGCUUCCUGUGGUCCCCUUAGACCAGCUGAGAAAAGCUUCAGAUGGAAGUGGGUGCUCAGACGAGGCCAGCUGCACAGCACUGUGGCCGCUUCCACACUGUUUAUGGAAACUUCUGGGGACCAAUACCUCAGAGUUCUGGGCUCUGUGUUAAGGAGGAAGGCCCUUUUCCAGCGUCUUCUGCAGCUGAACCCAGGGGCAGUGUCCUGGGCCAUGUGGCCGGCAGGGUGGGGCAGCGAGGGAGGGGUCGCAUCCAUCCAUGAAAGGAUGCUGACUUGUUGUAGGGCCGAGAGGAAUCACGGGCCUUUGACAAUUCUAUGUCUUCAUGUGCUUUGGGGGUGGGCAGGGGCAGAGGAACGCCUACUAUCUAUAAGCAUAAAACAUCGUGGCAGUUGGGGGGGUCUCCGAGCUGACUCUGGCUGGAAGGCUGUCCAGUUUGCGAAUUGUUCAUUGCUCAAUCAAGCUCUUAAAUGAAAUAAAAGAAAACAUUGUCAGCAUGAAAUGACAGACGGACAGGGGGGAACCGUUGCAGAACUAUCCUCUCCACACGGGGCCCUGGCUGUGUGUCCACCACCGCACUAGACUAGAUUUGUGAUGGACAUGUUGACACAUACCUGUCAUCACAGAUGGACCGCCCAGUGCCCUGUUGACCCAACCCACUGGCAGGGGAGCAAGCAUGUGGUGGUUGCACAGCAGCUGGCAUUGAGGUGGGAAAGUGUGCAGUCCCUUUUGGAGCAAAUGUCCAGGUCAUGUGCUGCCCAGAAGCUGAAUACACAGGGCCAUGCCCUGCAGGACCAUCCGGCUGCUUCUGGCAUCAGGACACCUGGGGUCAUGUGGACACCCUGAAGAGACGACGACACAAAGGCCAGGAUGACCACAAAUGUCCUGAGCAGAGGCAGAAAGCUGGCCAGAUGCGGUGUCUGCAGGGUCCCUGUGGUGGUCUUUCUCUCAUCCUACGGCGCAGGACGCUUGCUGGCGACACAACCAAGAGGAAGCCUGGCAGAGCAGGGGCAGGGAUCGCUGGGGCCAGGUGCAGGCAUCCUCCCUGACUUAUUUUGGACAAUGUUCUAUGUCCGUGGGGUGGCAGCCUAGGGAGGAGCAAUACCACACGCAGGGCUCUUGAGAGUGCUGUAGUGCUGUGACCAGUCGUUGAAGGCAUCUUAUGGAAACCACCAGCAGCAUCCAGGAAGCAGGCACGGACCCCGUGUUCCUCCCACCCCGUGUUCCCCAGCAGGUCUGGGGUCUGGGCCACCGGGAAGCAUGCUGAGUCUGCAAAUGUCCCUGGAAGAGGAUAGCAACAUUUCUGUUCUGGACACUUACCCCCAAACAGGCCGUGAUCUAUCAGCACAUGGCAUUUCCGUGAGGCAGGAAGCACUGGCCCACACGGGCUUUCUGCUGUGACUCUUCGGCGGGUCACCAGCUUGGGUGAGCAGAGAGGACUGCGCCGCCUCGGUCCAGGUGCAGGAGGCGAGCCAGCGAAGUGGGCAGGGCAAGAGGAGGCAGCCAGGGGAGGCUGGGCGAGGCCAUAGCAAAUGUGGGCCAUGGGGACAGGAGGGACAGGAGGUCCUGGCUCACUUCCCAGGGGCCUUCGUCGCGAUGCCCGCCCCAGGGAGAGAGCUCAGGGUCAGGAAACGUCUUGGGAAACGAAAGAGGACGCAGGGCAGCAGGGUCUUUCUUGCAGGGCAGCCUCUGACCCACCCCAGGGAUUUCGCGCUGGGCUGUUUCUCUACGAGGAGGCAGCGCCACCUGCUGUCCACUUCGCGCAGAUGCUGUUGGGCCCUAAAAAAUCAGUCCCAUCAGGAAAAUUGAUCUCACCAGGCUGGGCAGCCGCGGAUGCGAGGAAUGAACCUGAUUGCCCUAUUUCAGGCCCUUUGCUCUUUGUCAAGGGGUAGCUGGCUUUUUAUUUUAUUUUAUUUUAUUUGGUCAGGGGGUCAGUUAAUGUAGUCUUUUGCUAAUUACACAAAUGAUGUGGCUUAUUCCAAAUUAAAAAAAAAAACUUUAUUAAAGUGAAACGAAGAAAGUAAAAGUGACUUCCAACCCCAUUCCUGAGUGAGACAGCUGUGCUCCGGUGGCCACAGGAGACAUCUCCCUGCACCCUGAAGGACCCCGUGGUUCUACGAGGAGCAGAUAAGGGAGGUAGUGGGUCAGAGCACUGGAGUCACAGGGCCUGGGUUCAAGUCCUGGCUCCACCUCUUCUCAACUUCGUGAGCCUGCACAGGUGUCUCUCUUCUGCUCACCUCAGUUUCCCCAUCGGUACAGUGGCUGAUGCUGAAAGGUGCUUUAUCUGUUGCACCUGGCAGCAUGAGAAAGGCUGAUGUGGGGCUGGCCGCAGUGGCUUAUGCCUGUAAUCCCCACACUUUAGGAGGCCGAGGCAGGUGGAUCACAUGAAGUCAGGAGUGCGAGU
Molecule: messenger RNA, 5374 nt
Organism: Cercocebus atys (sooty mangabey)
Lineage: Eukaryota; Metazoa; Chordata; Mammalia; Primates; Cercopithecidae
Gene: FOXF1
Product: forkhead box F1
Exons: 2
Coding region: 47-1072 (341 amino acids)
Biological process (GO): animal organ morphogenesis; regulation of transcription by RNA polymerase II
Cellular component (GO): nucleus
Molecular function (GO): DNA-binding transcription factor activity, RNA polymerase II-specific; RNA polymerase II cis-regulatory region sequence-specific DNA binding
Source: RefSeq, a predicted model, not a curated record